Topomyia yanbarensis is the source of this 1630-nucleotide messenger RNA. RefSeq lists its product as uncharacterized. NCBI's taxonomy places the organism in Eukaryota, Metazoa, Arthropoda, Insecta, Diptera, Culicidae. The record is from RefSeq and is a predicted model, not a curated record. The coding region runs from base 338 to 1570 and encodes 410 amino acids. The transcript is spliced from 3 exons.
UUUUACCGUACCAUUUUUGUCAAGUUGUCGAGGAGCAAAUAAUUUUGUGAUUGUAUUGAACUGAACGUCUGCUAAAUUUGAGACUAAACUGUGAAUUAGAUAAGGUGAUUGUUGUUAAAACAUAAACAAUCUUUUAUGUAUCCUUGACCUGAUUAAUGGUAAAACCAACAGGUUACUGUGCGAUUAAUAAAUUACAAUCUUAAAAUAUACCAGUAUCUUUUGACCUAAUUAGAACUAUUUAAAGCAUUCGCUAGAGGCCUGCUUUUUUGUCAAACCAAAAAUACAUUGAAUAUCGGGCUAUUUUACCGGAAAUCCAAAACGGGCAGCGAAAAGACAAAUGCCCUACAAUCGAUCAUCUGUUGAGCAGCAAAACUUUACAAACAAUGCCGACAACAGGAAACGAAUUGUCCAGUUAGUUGCUGUGGAGGGGACCCAGCCCUGCGAAGAAGACGCUCCUAACGUUGUCGAACUGAUUAAAGUACACGAAGAACGCAAAGAACUAGUGAAAUUAAUGUUAGAUAUUGUUCCGAUGAAAACGACAGCGAAGAAACGACGCCUUUCGGAUGGACUUGACGAGUUCGUAGACAUUGUUGUUCCUGAUUACACGGACGAUGAAUUCCUGCAACAUUUUAGAAUCAAGCGAAAGCAAUUCCACAACUUAGUUGCUCUAUUCGAGGAAAGCGAAACAUACCGUAUGCUGCGUGAAGAUAAACGAAUGUCGGCUGCCAAACACUUGUUGAUGUUUCUUUGGUUCGCUGGGAAUGCAUCCUGCGAUUUUCGGGAUCUGUCGCAGCGCUUCAAGGCGUCAAUUUCCAGCGUUAGUCGAGCGAUCAAACGGGUUACCUACUUUCUGGCCGAUCUUUCCGAGUUUGUUAUCAAAUGGCACACAAAGGAGGAAAUGACGCGAGCGGCAGACUAUUUUCAAAGCAUGAAUGGCUUUCCAAGUGUUAUUGGUGCGGUUGCAGCAAUCCACAUUCCCGUGGAAGUAACGAAGCAGGAUAAAGUCACCUAUUCUAACGGGAACGGUCAGACAAGCAUCAUUCUACAAGCAAUUUGUAACGAGCGCAGAAAAUUCGUGGAUAUUUCAGUUGGUUCGCCAGGCCCGACACACAAGAGUCGGGUGUUUACUGAAUCGGAAAUAUAUGCUAAACUUCCAGAGCUUUGUCAAAACUUCAUCUUGCUGGCCGAUGCAGCCUAUCCACUGGGUAACAACGUGCUGACACCGUAUAGACACAACGGUUACCUAACUCCCGCACAGAUAUUGUACAAUCGAAAACUGAACGAAUGUCGUACCUUUAUCGAUUAUGCCCUCACUACACUCAAGCAGCGAUUCCGUCAACUUGAUCACGUUAAACUACGAGGUCUUGAAAAAGUCAGCCAGUUUGUGCGUGCAUGCUGUGUACUAAACAAUCUGUGCAAAGAGGAUGACUUCAGCAUCAAUUUGCUUGAUUCGAGUGAGGUGACAAGCGGAGAAACUGUUGACCAACAAAGCUGUGAAGAUGCCGUGCCCGACAGUAGCACAGGCAGUAUUUUCAGAGAGAGAAUGUGCGACUAUAUUUACACCACUUGAGAUUUAUUGAUACUUACUUAAUAAUAGUAAAAAACUAAAAUUUGUCGAGCAAUCGUUUUA